AUGGGAGAGAUAUCUAGUCGCUAGAUUGGCCAUGCAUGUCAGCUGUGAGCGCCGAACCAUUCGGCGUUUGGGUUACUUUUUGAGCGCCGAACGGUUCGGCUCUUUAAGUCCCAACCGUUAGAUUUUGUGAUUCUUCUGAGCGCCGAACUGUUCGGCGUUUUCUUUUACUUUUGAACGCUGCACCAUUCAGCGUUUCAAUUUCGCUAAUAGUGAAACGGCGAGCAAAUGCUAGGGGAGAAAAGUAGCCAGAUAGAGUGUUAACUUUUUUCCCACACAUUUUUCAUGAUUUGCAACACUUUUUGGCAGCCAUCCACUCUCUCCCAUAGGACUUAGCCUUAGUGGUAGUCCAUUAGCUCUGCUUACGUCAUUGUUACGGUUUCCGAAACCAACCCGCCUCUGUCUCUAUAUAUAUAUGACGAGUCUGUGAAAUUUAUCGACACGAUUAUCAAAUCUUCUUCUCUCACCUGUAGCAUGGCGAUUAUGUCAAGAGUGGAUCGCCGGAAACAGUAUGAUUUAGAGGAAGGUCGCAAAGCUGGGAUUCUACCACCUGAGGUCGACAAACAUGGUAAAAUAAUCAAUCCUCAUAUCCCCAAAUAUAUGUCACAGAUACCUUGGUAUACCGAAAACCAAGACCAAGCUGAUGAAGGACCUAGUCUUGAUCAUCAAAAGAAGCAGCAGCAGCAGAAACCAGCAGAAUCUAGAAGUUGGUUUCCAAGGGGUGAGAAAACCUAUCAGGCAGACCUUUACAGGAAAGGUGCUUGUGUCAAUUGUGGGGCUAAAACACAUGAUGCAAAGGCGUGUAUGGAACGGCCUAGAGAGAAAAAAGCAAAGCACACAAACAUGUUUAUUGCUCCUGACGAGAAGAUUUACCAGACGAACGAAUUAGAUUACGACUCCAAGCGUGACAGAUGGAACGGAUACGACUUUGCAAGGUAUGCUCACGAUACUAAGAUGUAUGAAGCCAGGGACGAGGCCAGAAUGAAAUCCCAACAAAUCAAGAAAUUGGAAAAUUUGAGUCAAGAUGAAGCCAAAUUAGUCGAUGAGAGCCAACAAAGGGAUUUUGCCAAGGUUGAGAAACGUGUGAGGACCACAGGCGGUGGCAGCACAGGAACUGUUAGGAACUUGAGAAUUCGCGAGGACACAGCAAAGUAUCUUCGCACUCUGGAUACGGAUUCCGCUUACUAUGAUCCUAAAUCUCGGUCUAUGCGUGAAAAUCCCAGUCCUGACUGUGACCCUAAUGAGAAUUUCUAUGCGGGUGAUAACCAAAACAUGGAAACCGGGCAAGCACUGGAAUUCAAGAAACUCAAUGUCUACGCUUUGGAGUCCUCUAGUAAGGGACAAGAUGUCCACUUGCAGGCGGCUCCUUCCCAAGCUGAACUGCUGUAUAAAACAUUUAGAGUCAGCAAGGGGAUGUUGGGGUCAAAAACUAUAGAUGCCAUUAUGCACAAGUAUGGAAAUGCGGCAAAUGAAGAUGACAUGCCGAGAGAGCUUCUACUUGGACAAAGUGAAAGACAGGUAGAGUAUGAUCGAGCUGGUAGAACCAUCAGGGGCCAUGAGAUGGUCAUCCCAAGGAGCAAGUACGAAGAAGGCCUCUACAGUAACAACCAUACAACUGUUUGGGGUUCAUGGUGGAGAGAUUACCAAUGGGGUUACAAGUGCUGCAACCAGAUGAUAAGGAACAGUUACUGCACUGGUAUUGCUGGAAUUGUGGCGGCAGAAGCAGCCACAGAUCUGAUGAAGGCCAACAUUUUCCGUAAGGAGACUAGCCAAGAACCUGCACCAGCAGACCAAAAGCUUAAGCUCACUUCUUGGGGAACUGAUGUACCAGAGGAUCUGGUCCUUGACGUGAAACAACUUAAUGAAGCACUCCAGAAGGAGGAUGGCAGGAGGAGGGAAGAGCGGGAUGAAAGGAAGCGCAAGUAUAAUGUCAAGUGGAAUGAUGAAGUUACUGCUGAGGAUAUGGAGGCGUAUAGGAUGAAGAAAGUCCAUCACGACGACCCAAUGAAGGAUUUCCUCAACUACAGAUGGAUUCAGACUGUGAGAAGCCAGUCCAAUCUGCAAAAAAACCCUAUGAGUUGUUAGGUAACUGAAAAAAGAAAUCUCAAUUUAAUAAAUCAAAUUGAUUGUACUUGUAGUUCUCCAAG
Papaver somniferum (opium poppy) is the source of this 2144-nucleotide messenger RNA. Its product is annotated as pre-mRNA-splicing factor SLU7-like. The record is from RefSeq and is a predicted model, not a curated record. Lineage: Eukaryota; Viridiplantae; Streptophyta; Magnoliopsida; Ranunculales; Papaveraceae. The coding region runs from base 472 to 2082 and encodes 536 amino acids. Gene Ontology annotation, molecular function: pre-mRNA 3'-splice site binding. The transcript has a single exon. Gene Ontology annotation, cellular component: spliceosomal complex. Gene Ontology annotation, biological process: mRNA splicing, via spliceosome.